UUUGAGUUUUCAACAUGUCCUUCGACUUGACGACCCACAGUCAUGUUCUGUUUGACCCAUGCCGCAUGUUCAUGAUGAGUCGGGACCAUGAAAUUCCUUUCGUUCAGCUUUUCUUCUUUUUUGGGGGGGCUGCUGUCAUGUGUUUUCUUGGUCUUUAUCCUUGAGAGCUUGCACGGAAAUCAUUUACUGACCCAGAGCUGCUUUUUAGUUACGCAACAUCUCCCAUUCUCAUGAGUCCUUCUGAUUCAUGCUCUGAAACCUUCUCCCCUGCAUCCGGAUCCCUCUAUUCACACUCUCCGGGUUUACCUUACGAUAGAAUGUCGGAUUUCAGGUCGCAUCGGGUGCCUCCUCUGCAACCACCGACGGGGGUCUCGCCUACAGGGCAAUCACAUGGGAAUACGUCUCUACUAGGGAGAAAUGACAACUAUCCGGGGGCAUACGCCAUUCACAGAAGUGCAUUUCCAUCCCUGUCCAGUUUGAGUGAUCUCUCCCGAGUAUCGCCAUAUACAAGCACCCCUCGAGGCCUCGAUUGUACGAUUGAUCGUUCCCAAAAUGUAAUGUUCAGCCCAUCUGGGAGUAUGUUUAUGGACCCUGGACAACGCCUGCCCCAGCCGAUAUCCGAUGCACCUCCCUUUCAUGAUACGAAUAUCCUCCAUCACAUUAUUUCCGGGAACCAGAUGAUUAAGCCUGAAAUCCAAGCCAAAAUGCACAAAGGAUUUUUCCAAGUUGACGAAAAGUGGACCUGUUAUAGACGAAAUUAUUUCGCUGUAUCUUGUUCAUUUUCUUUUCAUCCUUGGUCUUGUGGUCCUUUCUACCUCAAAUAUUCAGAGCAAGCGAGUGAACAAGUUCGGCAGUUCGCUAUGUCAAUAUCGGCAAUUGUGAACGCGCAGUAUGGGGAAGUCCGAGAAUUGGUCCAACACACACCAAAGCGGGAUAAGCAAUCAGAAAGAAAACCCGGGAAAAUCAUAAUGCAGCCCUGUCAGCCAUCGGCGGUAAUUCUGAGCCACGGGUCAGCUACCAACAGCGGCCAGCCCGGAUUUUCAUUAAUGUCUCAGUCCGGUGGAAUGCCGGUCGACUAUAAUUCCUCAUACAACGGUGCGCCACAGUCAUCGCUGCCUCCGAGUCAACAUACAUUCGAGCGCAUUCAGUUCCAAAAAGCAACGGCAAAUAAUGGGAAACGGCGGGCUCAGCAACAGUACUACAAUCUGGUUGUUGAGCUCUUUGCGGAGAUCAGCCCAGUUGGAAGUAGUGAAAGUCAGUGGAUUAAAAUCGCCCGAAGGCUCUCGCAUCCAAUGGUUGUGCGAGGACGCUCUCCAGGCCAUUACAAAGAUGGUCGACGGGAUAGCUCGACCAGCAUGGGCCCAGACGGGGGAAAUGGAGGCUCUGGGGAUGGCAGUGGAGGGGCUGUCUUACCUCCUGGCCUCGGGCAAACGACACGGUCUCACCUUGGCUUGAUGCCGUACGACUCAUCGCAGCGCGGGGGCCCUAGCUACGGCAGAAACGACUACCAUCAUAUGGGAGCCGCAGAUCAUUCGCCUCUGAGUGAGAGUCCGCAUAUAUCGUCGUCGGCAUCGUCCAACUUUGAUAUCGGCAUUCUGAAUGACUCCAUGAACCCAAUCGACUCUCUGAAAAACACCUCCAGCAUGGAUUCCUACCAGGAUCCAAGUUUUGGCCUUGUUGACAGCAAGAAAGAAGGCCCCUACCAGCACCAUCUACCACCCUUCGAAUACGACCCGAUCUCUAAGGAUAGCGAGGAUUCCGGAACGAGUUUUCCGGGGGCAUACAAUUCCAUGGUGUCUAUGCUCCCGCACGAACACGGGGAGUCUUCGCAUUUUCUAAAACAACCUACACGAAUGGCAUCGCAAGGAUAUCAUCCCGGUCCCGGCGGCUACGAUUCGAUUUACUCCACCAGCUCGAGGAGUGCCAGUAGUUCAUAUUAUCGAAUUCCAAAUUCUCAGGGUCUCUGUGCGUAGCAGAUUUACUCUAUCGCCCUU
Messenger RNA from Aspergillus ochraceoroseus IBT 24754, 1994 nucleotides. RefSeq names its product NDT80 / PhoG like DNA-binding family protein. Gene Ontology annotation, molecular function: DNA binding; DNA-binding transcription factor activity. The record is from RefSeq and is a predicted model, not a curated record. The transcript has 3 exons. Bases 231 to 1973 code for a protein of 580 amino acids. Lineage: Eukaryota; Fungi; Ascomycota; Eurotiomycetes; Eurotiales; Aspergillaceae. Gene Ontology annotation, biological process: positive regulation of transcription by RNA polymerase II; meiotic cell cycle. Gene Ontology annotation, cellular component: nuclear chromosome.